Molecule: messenger RNA, 3158 nt
Organism: Bradysia coprophila
Lineage: Eukaryota; Metazoa; Arthropoda; Insecta; Diptera; Sciaridae
Gene: Bdp1
Product: transcription factor TFIIIB component B'' homolog Bdp1
Biological process (GO): RNA polymerase III preinitiation complex assembly
Cellular component (GO): transcription factor TFIIIB complex
Molecular function (GO): TFIIIC-class transcription factor complex binding
Source: RefSeq, a predicted model, not a curated record
ACACCGUGUUUGAUAAAUUUUACACGCAACACUGAAUGUAACCCAUGCUCGUUUCGCUUCUAUUACAUUUUCAUACAGCUGUCAUUCAGUCGCACAUUUAGUCGAGAAAAUAUUUUGCUUUUUUUAUGAGUGGCUUAAUUCGACGAAAUUGAGUGAAAACUAAAUGAAAGUUAAAAUUGAUUGAAAAGGGAAUGUUUUAAACCCUUGCGGCAUUUGCAUCAAUCUAGAAAUUUUGGACUUAAUGGAAGUGAUCAAUUCCAUUUCGUGCGAAAUGUGUAAUACGACUACGUGUUUAUGUAAAUUUUUGGUCGUUGAGAUACAUUGUAACUGCGUUGAAUUAAACAUAAUACGACAGACGAUUAGUGUGUUAUUAUAAUCAAUCUAGUGCAAGUCUCAGUGAUCCGUAUUGUUAAGGAGUUAUCGUUUGUAGAUUAUACGUUCAACACAUAACCUCAUUCAAUAAAUCAUUUUUCCGUUUCGCAAUUUCAAUUGCACACCUUUCACCAUUCACUUUUCAUCUCUGCGACAGCAUAACAUAUUUACGUGAGAACGCAAAACAUGGCAUCGAGAAGGCAGAAAUUUAAGCCGCUAGCAGGCAUUCAAAAGGCACGCAGGGCACAAAACACUGUCAGCGAAUCGAUAACAAAAGACCUCAUCAAAAUCGAAGACACUGUUUCCGUUAAAAUCGAGGACAACACCACGGAACGGAGUGUCACGACUGAACAGACCGUUGACGCAACCAGUGAUGAUGUUCCAUCGAAACCGAGCGAAAAUACCGAUCAGCAUAGUGACAAACCGAUUGAUCCGCCGGAAGAAAAACCACAAGUCAAUGCUGCACCGAGACCACUGCGAAGAUCAAUCAAACCAGCUGUUGUCAUUCCUGAUAGACGUCGGAAAGUAGCUCCAACGGUCGAAGUGAAGGCCGAAGAGAAUAGUGAUAAAGUACCAGUUGCAGAGCCUGUGGAGAAGAUUCUUCAAAAAGCACCGAGCCCAGCUACUCCAUUGGCUCCAUUAAAACUGAAACAGGAAAACUCGGAUAAUAUCCAGAAGCCAAUUACAUCGGAAGACACAUUCAAAUCUCCGUUCCUAUCACCGUCCAUCUCCCAUCAGAAGCGGCCAGAAUUUGUAUAUAAUCCACUGGAUCAACAGAAUGCCGAAUGCUCCGAUGAUCCAACUAAGUCUCCAGUUUAUUCAAAUAAAGUUCGGCAACGAAUUCGUCCGACGCCGUAUUUCGGACGUAGGAACAGUGUACAGGGAGCUAUAUCGGAGUCUGAUGAUGAGUCCAACAAACGUCAGCGACAUUUGAGCACCAGUUCGAGCCACAGCAAUUACAACAUCAAUAACAAUGCGACACCAAAAAUUGUAGAAAAUACUCGUAUGCGAACAGAGUCUGUCUGUUCGAACAUUUCAGAGGCUGGAUUUCAAACAUUUUCGAAACCGAAACGCAUUGCACGCUCCGAAGAAUUUCAACGCAUUGCCAAUGCAAAAAAGGAAUUUCAUCAACGCUUCAACGGCAAAACUCCGGAUAAGCAGCAUUUAACGAUGUACGACAUGAUUUACUACAAUCCCGUCACAAAUCCUUUGAAGAAUCCGGCUGGCAAAUCCCAUGAAAUCAAGGAUCGACGAUCAUCGUCUGCGUCUAGCGUGCAUAGUGUCGCUUCGAUACGGAGCAUCAAAAGUGAAGCGAAAACAUCGGAAGAUUCGAUCGAACCGGAAAUGGCUCCGGUACCACAAUUGAAACUUGGGCCGAAUGGUGAGAUCGUUUUGGAUGAAAAAAGUUUGGUCAUUGAGACCACCGGUGAUAAGGAAGCUAGGGAGACACUAGCCAACGCUGAUAUUGUAUAUGAUGAUGAGUUUAGCGGUUCUACCGGAUUCUACAAGCGGCAGAAAAGAACACGUGAGUGGGAUGCACACGAAACCAUCAAAUUUUAUCGAUGUUUACAUUCGGUCGGUACUGACUUUUCGUUGAUGCUGAUGCUGUUUCCGAAUCGAUCGAGGCGAGAUUUGAAGCUUAAGUUCAAAAAAGAGGAGAAAACCAAUUUGGCUUUGAUCAACAAAGCGUUGCUGCAUCCCAAGGAGUUCAAUAUUGACGAACUGAAAGUGGACUUGGAACGCGAAGAAAAGGAACUGGAGCAAAAGAAGCGUGAAUGGGAAGAAUUGAAGCAGAAGCAUGCCAAGGAAAAGAGGGAACAAUCACGAUUGCUAAAGCAAAGGAAUAGAAAGAGCAUAGCAGCCCGAAACAUUGCCGGCUCGGACACUAUAUACGAUCAUGAGUUUGCUGUUGCGCCUAGGAAAAAUCGAAAGCUUGGAGCUUUUGUUGCGAAUACCGCCAGCAGUUCCGCUUUCACCAACCCACAUCCGAAGCCAACUGUUGAAGAGAAACCGACAAUAACGGUCAUUAAGAAUGAAUACCUCAUGCCUAAUGCCGAGAAAAAGAGGAUACCAGUUGGUCCGUUGUCUCCGCAAGACAUUCUGAACAUGGACAUCGUCUUUGCCGAUACAGAUAAUACGGAUACUGGUGCAGAACAAUCGCGAGUUACAUCACCGACAAACACUGUACCAGCGACAGACGGUGCUGUCACCAGUUCCGACAACAGUUUCGUAUUCGUCGAUUGUCAAAGUGCACCGAUCGAAAGGACCAAGGUCAAAGUGGAGAAAGACGAUCGGAAUGUGGACAAUGAAGAGAGUCUAACUGAAAUGGAACAGGACGACGAAGGCGAUUCGAACAACGAGUCCAUUGAUUCGUUGUCGAUGAAAGAACUGGCGGUGGUGGCCAGUCACAGUGUGGAUGAUCCGAACAAUGUCAUUUAUGAGGUGUACGCUGUGUCGGCAACCACUGGUGAACUGAGUGAUAAGCCGUUAGAUUUACCCCCAGAUGUCGUUGAACAGAUACGGUUGUCGAUAGGUGUUUAGAGUGCAUUUAAUAUCGCUGAUGAUCGAUGAUGAUGCCUUUGAAAGUUAGGAGCGCGAGACUUUUUUGAUACGGAAGGAAUUUUGCAUUCUAUUUUGUGGCGCGAUUUUCAUACAAAUUCAUUUUGUUUUUAGAUUUUAUUUAUUGAAAAUUUAGUUUGUAAGAUGGAGAUUUUCGCGUAAGAAAAUUUCUGGAAAAAGCCGGGAAAGUAAUUGUUUGAAUAAAAACAAAAUUAACAGAGAAAAAA